Messenger RNA from Rotaria sp. Silwood1, 1074 nucleotides. The record is from the annotation of a GenBank genome assembly. Lineage: Eukaryota; Metazoa; Rotifera; Eurotatoria; Philodinida; Philodinidae.
AUGUCAUCACACAUAACAUGCUUGCAGAGAACAGAUACAUUGUAUUACAAUGGUACAAUAACUUAUGAAUAUGAAUAUUCACUGGCGUCCUAUUAUUGUGGUAUUGCGAUUAUCACUUCACUUCAGAAUAAUUCGAUUCAAACUGUGCUGCAACGAUUUACUCUAGGUAUUGUAAAUAUCUAUCGUAACUUUGCUGUUAAUCGUUGUGGCUUUUCAACAACGAUGGAUAUUGGCUAUGGCAACUGCAGUCCAUAUUAUUUUCAAACGGCAACAUCAAUUCAGUUGUGUAUCUGCUCCACAAAUAACUGUAGCGAUACGUAUUCACUUUGUCAAGUAUCCGUCAAUCAGGUGCGUUCUUCGCCUCCACCAUCAAUACCUGUUCUCCAACCAACAUUAUCAAACAUAAUAACCUGUCAAGAUGCCUAUAUCAAUUAUUCUGCUACGCAGAAUAUUAUACCUCCUAUGUAUUUGGGCUGUCAUUUUAUGAUCCGUCUUGGUAAUCCAGAUUUUUCAAGAUGUUCUUCCUGUAGUCCUAAUCAUACUGUCAUAUGUGGUGUUUACUACAGUCCAUGGCAGGGCAGUUUUCAACAAGUGGCCAUGAUUGAAGGUGAUUAUGAAGUGUUGAUAUAUCUAGUAAUUUCAGCAGCAGCAUUCAGUAGUAACAGCAGCUCAGGUUAUUAUGCAUAUCAGACUUCUAGAAGUAUUGCGACAUUAUGGCCUCUUAGCUCCAAUGAAUACGGGGGACUUUGUCUUUGUACAACGAAUAAUUGUAAUACUGAUUUUGCCACAUGUACACAAGGUAUGAACAUACCUUCGUAUCUCCUGAGUUAUAAUGGAUCAACGUCACCAACGUCAUCGGUUUCGGCAGGAACCAAUUCAAGUAGUAUCACCAUAUCAUCUGGUUCAACAACAGCAAUUACAACAAGAACAGGAUCGACAGGUAGUUUUUCGAGUUCCAUCAUUACCAGCCUUUUAUCAUCGGCGACAACACCAAUAACCGCUUCAAUUACAGUUUCUACUACCAGCAUCGGAAACAGCAGCGUUUUAUCUAGUACCGUUACACGUAAAUUCUGA